AUGGAUACAAAAUCAUCGGAUACAAAUGAUUUGGUUCCGACGAUUGAAAGUAUUUCGUUGCGUUUUGGAAGUAUAUCAGCGUCAUCUUCAGUUACGCAGGUUUGUGUUUUUUUUUGUGGGCUGGAAAGGGGGGGGGGGUCAAAAUUUUCAAUCAGCUGACCGACAAAUUACGGGAUAGUUUAAUUGCCAUAGAAGAUGCUCUUUCGGGUCAUAUUUUUUUCACGAACCUUUUUCAAAAAAAAAAUUGCAAAAUUCGAAUGAUAAUUGCAUAUUCAAAUUUAAAAAUACACACCCGCUUCCCAAAAUUUUCUAAUUUUUCAAACUCAAAGAACAUACAUGAAAUUUUAUUUCAGGAUGGAACCAUUGAUCAAGAUUCGAAAAAACGAAAAAAUACAAAUGAGAAUCGAGUUUGGAAAAGUAAGGAGAAAAGUUUGAGCGAAGAGCCGAUUGGAUUAGCUGGAUUGAGACGGUCUGAAGAACGAAAUCGAGAUUUGGUUGGAUCCAAUGGCGUUUUUGGUUUUGAUAAGUGAGUUGGCUUCUAGUUCUGGACUAUUUUAAAACUUGUUUUUUUUCAGAAAAUGUAAAUUGAGAUUUAAAAGUCCAUCAGACAAUUCACAAAGUAUGGAAAGAACCAAUUAUCAUCAAACUUGUCUUGUGAAAAGAGUGAGUUCAUUUUUUCCAUUUGUUUUGCACGUGAAUUCCAAAAGUCCAUAAAUUGAUUAGUAGAUUUUUUGUUUCUUUGAAACCACUGGUCAAAAACUUAGGAGAGAGAGAAAAAAGAAACUUUACAAUAAAACCUUUUUCAACACAAUAAAAUUAGUUUAACAAAUUGAUGCGUCUAGAAAAUGCCCUUUUUUGAGAAUUAUUGAACUGAAAAAUAUUUUUGUUUGGUUUUGGAAGAAUAGGAAAAAUUAUAUGGAAUUUUUUCGGGACUUUCUGAAAAUUUUGUAACAACAAUGUAUUCUUCAAAAUUGAUAGGUCUAAAUUUUGAAAAAUGAAAAAUUCAGCGUUGGAAAAUUGCUCCUUAGGAUUUAACAUAACAGGCUACAAAUUUUGAAUUUUUCAGUAUUUUAUAAAUUUUUUGAAUUUAAAUUUUUAACAGCUCAAAUUGACGUUUGAAAUCAGGAUCUUAUUCAAAAUCUCUGACUAAACUUUUUAAAAUUUUCCGGAACAAACCUGAACUUUGGAACCUUGAAACCUAACUACAAAAACCCAAAAAAAAUUCCAGAACGAGAUGAGUCUUCGGAAUCACAUUCGAACAAGACUUUCUGCAUCGGCAAGUGAAAGUUCACUCUCUUCAACAAUGCCAUCAAGCACUCCAAUAAUCCCCAAAACAAUCAGCCCGAAAAAAACCACAAUACCAAAAAUUGUCGAAGGUCAAAUCAUCAAAUCAGAUGAAAUUAUUGAAGAGCCAGCUAUUUCAACAAGAAGACAAGCGCUGAAACGAAAAGUCAAGAUUGAUCAAUAA
Caenorhabditis angaria is the source of this 1468-nucleotide messenger RNA. The record is from the annotation of a GenBank genome assembly. NCBI's taxonomy places the organism in Eukaryota, Metazoa, Nematoda, Chromadorea, Rhabditida, Rhabditidae.